AUGGCCUUCUCCAAGACUUCGCUCCUUACCACCGCCCUUGUGGCCAUGGGCUCUAUGGUCUCUGCCCAAAGCGACACUGCUUCGUACGAGCAGGUUGCUCAGAUCCAGCUCACUUUCCCUGCUGCUGAUCUCGUCCCCACUCCCCUCCCUUCCGACUGGCUCGACAUCCAGGGUGUUCUCAACGUCACCUUCGGCAACACCGCCGUCUCUAACAUCGGCGACGAGCUAACCGUUGCUCAGGUUCAGCCAGCUCCCGCUUUCCGCAUCAGCUCGCAGACCCCCGCUGCUACAAGCUCCUCCGUCUUCGGCAGCGGCAAGAAGUUCACCGUUGCUUUCCUUGACGGCGGUGUUGCUGGCAAGAAUGUCUCCACCGAGGUCUUCUGCCACUACCUCGGCAACGACUUCACCGUCGACUCCAACGGUCAGCUCCGCAACCAGACCGCUGCUCGUGUCGCCUACGGUGCUCCUCUUCCCGCCAACAACGACGGUCCUCACCGAUACAUGCAGCUUGUCUUCCAGCAGUUUGACAACUUCACUGCCCCCGCUUCGCCCGCUGCCGGUGCUUCCAUCCAGCGUCUCGAGCUCCAGAACUGGUACCGUCAGGCUAACGGUGGUCUUGGCAAGAUCGUCGCUGCUAAUUACAUCCAGAUUGAGGUCGGUAGCGCUACCGCUCCCAGCUCUACCUCGGCUGUUUCCCAGGCUAGCGUUACUGCCCUUGCUGCUAGCAAGAGCGGCGCUGCUGGCUCCAAGUCCGGUUCCAGCUCGGCCGCUGGCGCCACCUCAUCCGGCUCUGGCAGCAACAGCGCUGCUUCGUCUUUGCUUAGCUCCGUCUCGAUGGCUGGAAUCGUCGCUAUGGGCUCUGCUGCCUUGGUUGGCGCUGCUAUGCUCUAA
Ustilago hordei is the source of this 891-nucleotide messenger RNA. RefSeq lists its product as uncharacterized. Bases 1 to 891 code for a protein of 296 amino acids. The record is from RefSeq and is a predicted model, not a curated record. The transcript has a single exon. Lineage: Eukaryota; Fungi; Basidiomycota; Ustilaginomycetes; Ustilaginales; Ustilaginaceae.